AUGCGACCGGAUCCGUUCGCCGGGCCCAUGCGACCAGAUCCGUUUCGCCUGCCGUCGCCGCCCCGUCGCAUGUGGGCCGACGACGAGCGAGAUUCGGGUCCUCCUCGCGGCGGCCCUGGUCCGAGAGGGAACGCGCCUGGUUACUAUGGCGAUUCCAGGGGCCCUGCUGAUUCCAGAGGGCCGGUACCCGGCGGGUACUUCGACGAAAGGGGUGGGCGGGACGCAGGAGGGUUUGGGGGGCCGGGGCAUUGGGACGGCCCGCCUUCUUAUGGCAUGGGUGCAGGGCACAUGGGUCCAGGCCCGAUGGGUCCAGGUUCAAUGCAUCCCGGCGCUAUGGGCCCAGGCCCGAUGGGUCCAGGCUCGAUGAAUCCGGGUGCGAUAGGCCCAGGGCAGAUGGGCAGGGGAAGGGGGUAUAGAGAUGGGCCUCCGGGGGGCGGUAUGGGCCGUGGGGGCCGUGGUGGUGGUGGUGGUGGUGGAAUUGGAGGUCCUGGGUAUCAGCCUGAUUUCGACCGCUUCGGCCCGGGAUUUCCGGGGCGAGGAGGCGGUUUUGGCGGCGGAUACGGCGGCGGAUUCGGUGGCGGGUUUGGCGGUGGGCGUGGCGAUCUGCAUUCGCGGUCAUUCGGCCCCGGGGGGGGACGUGAGCGUGGGGAGAGGUUUAUGGGAGGUGACGUGUUCGGUGACGUGUCAUUACCUCGGCCGGAGUUCCAGUCGCUGCCACGUGUCGGCGUGGAUCCGCCUCCUAGCCUGGCUCUUCUUGCGCUUUCGCGGAAAAAGAAGGAGGACGCGGAAGCCGCCGCCGCCGCCAGCGGAUUCCGGGAUCUGGAGCGGGAGAGGUUCGAGGCGGAACUAGAAAGGGUUCAGAAUCAGAAGGAGCAGGAGAAGCAGAGGAAAGAGGAGGAGGAGCAGCGGGCGAUGGAGAUGGCGCGGCAGCAGGAGGAGGAGAUGGAGCGGAAGGCGCGUGAGGAGGCGGAGUUGCGCGAGCGCGCGGAGCAGGAGGCGCAGGAGGCGGAACUGCGCGCGCAGAUGGAGGCGGAAGCCGCCGCGCGGAGGCUGGAGGAGGAGCGGCGGAAGGUGCAGGAGGAGAAGCAGCGGAUUCGGGACGAGGAGGAGCGGCGGAAGGAAAACGCGCGGAAGAAGCUGCAGGAGCUGGAGGAGAGAAUUGCGAGAAGGCGAGCGGAGGAGGAGACGAGACGAGCGGAGGGGGGAGGCGACGGGGAGGGAGACUCGAAGGAGGAGCAGGAGCAGGAGAAGGAGCAGGAGCAGGAGCAGGUAGCGGAUAGCUGGGAAGACUCGGAUAGGGCAGACGCCGCAGCAGAAGCGGCAGCAGCGGCGGCAGCUGGUGGUAAGGCAGGAGCGGCAGCGGGUAGGGCCGAAGGGCAGUUGUUAGGCGAAAUGGGUGGCGACACGGAGGAAGUCUCGGAAUCUAUGAAGCAGGAGAUAUUGGAUAAGGCGGGGGCGGAGGCUGGAAGCCUGGAGGAUGGCCAGGGGAACGCAAGGCGAGGGGAAGGGAAGUCGGCGGGAGAAGGCGCGGGGUUGGGGCAAGUGACGGUGGAAGCGGAAAGCGAAGCGGGGAAGCAGCAGCGUGGGGGAGCAGAGGCGCAAAGUGAGCAGCAGGUGCAGCAGCGUGAACAGCAGACGCAGCAGCAGCAGCAGGAGGCGGCGGCGGCGGCGGCGGCGGGGGAAGGGGGGGAGCAAAACAAGGGGGGCGCGCCAGAACUUCCCCCUGGCGCGGAGUUGCGCGGAAUGGACCCGUACCAUGCGCCGUACCCUCCCUCUAGGCACCCCGGCGCAGGCCCGCUGCCCGGGACAGGUCCCAUGCUCUCGUCCUUCGCUUAUAAUCAACCGCUCGCUCGCUACCCUGGAUCACACAUAGACUCGCACGGGUCUCAGGAGCGGUAUUUAGGCGAAAGGCAGCAGGAUAUGUGGGGAGUGGGGGGUAUGGGGGAGAUGGGUGGGAUUGGGCGGGAUUUUGGUGGCGCGGGGGGGAAUGGCGGGGAAUUAGGGUUUGCGCCUUGGAAGAUGCACCAGCAGUUUUUCCCCCCGGGGAUGAUUGGCCCCGGGGGCGGGUUCCCCGGUGCGUCGCAUCUCCUGGUUCCCCCGCACGCGCCCCCGCAUGCGCAGCUUCACGCGCACCCGCACCACGCGCACCCCCACCACGCGCACGCGCAUCACUCCGCGCCCGGGAUGCCCCUUCCGCAGCAGCACCACCUGCACGGGCAGCAGCCGCCGCUGCUGCACCGCCCCGUCACUAUUUCCCCCCCGUCCUCCUCGUUCUUUGGCAAUGGGGACAUCACGCGCGGGUUUCACAUGCUCGGGGCCGGCGGCACAGGCGGGGGCGCGCAUGCCGCCAUGGGGAUGGGCGCGGGGGGGGUAGGGGGCGGGGGAGGGCCGUUCGCGGGCCCGCCAGGCGGAGCUCCCCCGGGUGCGCCGCACCAGUACUUUGAUAAGUCUGUGGGGCCCACCCCCAUGCGGAACCAGUACAUUGGCGGACCAGGCCCCGUGGGGCGGUUUCCGCCAGGGAACCCCAUAGGCGCGGUUGGCGCAGCUGCGGGGGGAGCGGGCGGGAUGGGGCGCGCGGUGGGGGUGGUGGGGGAGCCAGGGGGACUGGGUCCCGCGGGGCUGGGGGGGAGGCAGUAUCAGGAGCGCAGGGGGGAUGGCCAGGGGGGGGAUUACUAUGGGCGGGAGGAAGGCGGACUGGGGGGCGUGGAUGGGGGCGCGGGGGGAAGGGAUAGGCGGUGGGGAGCGCCUGGGGAUCAUCUGGAGGGGCGGAGGGGGCCUUUAGGGCCGGAGGGGGGUUACUCUCAGCAGCAGCAGCAGCAGCAGCAGCGGCAUUAUCAGCACCCGCAGCAGCAACACCAGCAGCAUCAGCAGCAUCAGCAGCAUCAGCAGCAUCAGCAGCAGCAGCAGGGUAUGGUAGCGCCACAGCAAAAUCAGAAUCAGCAGCAGCAGCAGCAGCAGCAGCAACAGCAGCAACAGCAGCAGCAGCAAACACAGAAGUUGCAGGGAGAAACGCCGGAGCAGCAGCGGGAGGGGGGACAGCUGACUCAGCAGCAGCAAUCUACAGGGUCAAUGCAAGUUAAACCUUCACCAGACGCCACGUCAGCAGACGUGGUGGACGAGCUUGGCGCGCUUCUCGCCUCGAAACUGGAGGUCGGCGCUCAGGACCAACCAAAUGUAGCGGCAUCAGAAAUAUCCCCGUCUGCCACGUCAGAUGCUGGCGUCACCGAGGCUGCCACGUCAUCGAUCGCAGCGACUUUGCCAGGUGGCAGAACCAGCGGAAUAACGCCAUCCACCUCCCCCAGUCCGCACCUCCCCUCAGCCUCAGCCGCCUCUCUCGCUCCCAUCGCUCCUGCAGUCUCCUCCCCUGUUUCCCGAUCCCCCAUUGGUCCAGACGUAUCCGUGGGCCUGUCCUCUCCUUCCCAGUCCCUUCCCCAGGCCCUCGCCCAAUCUCUCCCCCAAACCCUUCCCCCACCCCUCCCUCCGCAUGCUGUUGACGCGUUUGGUUCUGGUUCGUCCUCAUACCCGUCUGUGUCAUCCUCGUUUGUGUCUGCUUCGUCAUCUUCACAAGCGAUUCCUUCUGUAGCACAGUCAGGAGUGGCCCCUUAUAUGAUUCAGAUUGGCUCCAUGCCCAUUCCUUUCAGCAUGGGCUCUCUCGGACAGGAUGAAAGCAAUUCCGGCUCUCAGCUGCCCGUUUUCCAGUUUGGGCAGAUUGGUGUGCCCGCUUCGUCUCCUUCGCCGAUCCUGGACGGAUCGAUGGCCGAGGCUCUUUUAGGUAUGGAUGUGGGAGGGCAUGUAGGGGCAGGCGUGGGGAAUACAGCAGUAGGAGGGGUAGGCUCAGGUGUGGGCGUUUCUGCAAGCACAGCAGGGCAGCAGCGGCAGCAGCAGCAGCGGCAGUUGUCGGUAAAUCAGCAGGGUGUGCGGGAUUCCACUGUGACUGGAACGGGUGCCGAACCUGCUGGUGAGGCUCGGAUGGAUUCCCGGGCCUCCCAAUCCGUGCCGCUGUACUCUGGUUCGGGUGAAGGGGGAGGGUUAGGGAGGCAUGAGGCUGCUGCUGCAUCUGCUGCAUUAAUACAAGGAAGCGCGUCAGGAGCAAGCAGAGUGAAAGUAGCAGAGGUGGCAGCAGUAGCUGUGUGGCAGUAG
Molecule: messenger RNA, 4140 nt
Organism: Closterium sp. Naga37s-1
Lineage: Eukaryota; Viridiplantae; Streptophyta; Zygnematophyceae; Desmidiales; Closteriaceae
Source: the annotation of a GenBank genome assembly